CAGAAAACACGCUGUUAGUUCACCUCACUCAGAGGAGAUGGACAGAGAAAACCACAGACCAAGACCAGCAGGGCUUCCACUGAGACAGGACAGCUGGUUAUCUGGGGAUACUGGGAAUGCUUCCUCUUUAACCAGAAUGGCGUCCAAGUUAGAGGAGGAUCUGAGCUGUCCGGUCUGCCAGGACAUCUUUAAAGACCCCGUCAUCCUGUCCUGCAGCCACAGCUUCUGUAGAGCAUGUGUGGAGAACUUUUGGAAGGAGAAGGAGAACAAGGACUUUCCUGUUUGUAAGAGGAGAUUGUCAAAGGAUGUAAUGCCAAACUUUGCUUUAAAGAGUCUGAGUGAGACUUUCCUGCAGGAGAGAGAUCAGAGAUCUUCAGAGGAUCUCUGCGGUCUCCAUCAUGAGAAGCUCACACUCUUCUGUCUGGACCAUCAGGAGCCGGUGUGUCACAUCUGCAGAGAUUCAGAAAAUCACACUGAGCACCGAUUCAGAGCCAUGGAUGAAGCUGCAGAAGAACACAAGAAGAACCUUGAGGAAACUCUGCAGCCCUUACAGGAGAAGUUAGAGGCUCUCAAAGAAGUCAAAGUGAAGUUUGAUCAAACAGAAGCUCACAUGGAGGUCCAGGCCAAAGACACGGAGAGGCAGAUUAAGGAGCAGUUCAAGCAGCUUCAUCAGUUUCUAGCAGAGGAAGAGGAGGCCAGGCUGCGUGCACUGAGGGAGGAAGAGGAGCAGAAGAGGCAGAGGAUGAGGGAGCAGACGGAGGCUCUGAGUGCACAGAUAGCAGCUGUUUCAGACACAGUCAGAGUCACAGAGGAUGAGCUGACAGCCCAGGACGUCCCGUUCCUGAAAAACUACAAGGCUGCAGUGGAAAGAGUCCAGCAGUGCACCCUGCUGGAGGAGCCACAGCUGCCCUCAGGAGCUCUGAUAGACCAGGCCAAACACCUGGGCAACCUGGGCUUCAACAUCUGGAUCAAGAUGAAGGACAUGGUCUACCUCACACCCGUCUUUCUAGACCCAAAUACGGCUCAUCCAGACCUCAUCCUAUCUGAAGAUCUGACUGGAAUGAGACAAGGAGAGGAGCAGCAGCUUCCUGAUAAUCCAGAGAGGUUUAAUGAAUACUGCGCUGUCCUGGGCUCUGAGGGAUUUAGCUCAGGGACUCACAGCUGGGACGUCCGGGUUGGAGACAGUCCAUACUGGUCAUUGGGAGUGUUAGCAGAGUCUGCCCAGAGGAAGGGAGAUAUAAAGUCUGAAUUAUGGAGGGUGUAUCAUCAUUAUGGUAAAUACAGAGCAUCCCCACCAUCACCUCCACCCACUGAUCUGUCAAUGGAGAUGAGACCAAAGAGGAUCAGAGUGAAUCUGGACUUUAACAGAGGAGAGCUGUCAUUCCGUGAUCUUGAUUCUAACGCUCUCAUUCACACCUUCACUCACUCACACCUUUACUGGCAGGAUGUUUCCAUACUUUGUUACUGAGUUUGACCCCCCACUGACAGUUUUACCAAAGAAGAUCUCUGCUACCCUGCGACAAAACUAAAACCUCAUUUAGCUUUAAAGAAAAAGUUUUUUAUUAAUAUACUUUGGUUUAGAAACCUCAGUAAAGAUCUUUGCACACAGGGUGCACUAUGUUUCAGAUGUUUGUUUGUUUGUUUGUUUUUUCCAAGAAACAUCACUCACUCAAACCUUGCACGUUGAGUCUGUUGAAAUGUAAUUGUAGAGAAUCUUUGCAGAUGACUUCACACAGCAGUGGAGAACUCCCCUUGGGGGGGGGCAAGAAGGGAUUUCUGCAGAAUAAUCCGCAGAUGGGUCAUGUUUGAGCUGUUUAUGACUAUGCCAAGCUUUCACAGUGCUAAAAUAUAAACAUUCUUAAUUCCUAAGCUACUUUUGUGUCCCAAUAGUUGUGAAAUAUUCAGGCAAAAAACUUCAAAAAGAUUGAAAAAGUUGUGAAAUGGCAAAAGCCAGGAAUUGAAAAAGAAAAAAAUUAAAUAAUUAUUUACAAUGUAUGUAGACAUUUUCUGAUAACAACCUGUGGCAGGCUGGUUCCUACUAGGACAAAAAUAAGCAAUGAAGAUGAGCCUCACAGUGGGUUCAUCCACCAGCUCUCAUGGCACUGUGACCAGUGGGAGACAUGAAGACCAGUUUUUAAAUUCAGUCUCUGAUACGUGGCUGUGAGUACAAACUUCUGCCUUUAUCUGAUAUAAACCAUGGUUGAGAUCCACACUCAGGCAAAUAAUGACGAGGGAGAAGGAAGCUGCUGGCGCUGCUCUGAUAAGACCUAAAUGACUUGGCAGACGUGAAAAACUAACGUUUCAGCGUCAGUGUGCAAACAUCAUGAAAACAACAUGAGAUGGAUUUUCUUUCUUAAUGUGCAAAAAAUGUAGAUGAAAAAAAAAACACACUCAGUGUGCAAAGGCCUUAACUCUGACUGCAGCGUGCUAACUCUUCUCUCUCUGCAUCAGUGACUGGUUUUAAAGUUCUUUAAAUGAUUUGUGUUGUUUUUGCUGUUCAUUUAUUAAGCCACUCUAGAACAUUAUUUAGUGUUGUUUAUUAUUUGAUGUGUGUUUUGAAUAGAUUCAUAUACUGUUAGUUUAUUAGUAGGCAUACUCACCUGGUGUCUGGUUCUUCACCUGCAUGAACUGUUGUUUAUUUUCACUGCUGGACAAAAGAUGGCAGAGCUGAGAUGGUUAAAGGCAGUGAGGUUCAGUGAACAGGUGAACGGGAACACGGUUGGUUUAAUGAACAGAAGCAGCAACAAGCUGCAGGAGCGGGUUACAGAGGAGACGCCAUUGCUCUGUUUUGUUUGUUUCAAAUAUUAUAAAGUCUUUUUUAAUAAUACACAGAUGUACAAUUUAAUACAAGAGUGUGUGCAUAAGGCUGUUCAUUUAACUUCUGAUGUGUGUGUUAGUUUCUGUGGUUUGUGGCUACAUUGUGUUUGAUGUGAUUUAGAUAAAGUCUUAUUUCUGUGAUUUGACUAAAACCCUCUGAGGAUUCUAAUUAUUAGAGUGAAUUAAGUAAAUGUUUUGAUGUAUUAAUGCAAUUUCUCCCUUUUCAGUUUAAAUAA
Messenger RNA from Cheilinus undulatus (humphead wrasse), 3053 nucleotides. Its product is annotated as E3 ubiquitin-protein ligase TRIM39-like. Gene Ontology annotation, biological process: protein ubiquitination. Gene Ontology annotation, molecular function: zinc ion binding; ubiquitin-protein transferase activity; protein binding. Lineage: Eukaryota; Metazoa; Chordata; Actinopteri; Labriformes; Labridae. The record is from RefSeq and is a predicted model, not a curated record. The coding region runs from base 38 to 1468 and encodes 476 amino acids. The transcript has 2 exons.